Molecule: messenger RNA, 501 nt
Organism: Cylindrotheca closterium
Lineage: Eukaryota; Bacillariophyta; Bacillariophyceae; Bacillariales; Bacillariaceae
Source: the annotation of a GenBank genome assembly
AUGAAGUCCUUCCAACUUGUAUCCAUGAUAAUGAUCCUCCUAGCACAGCGAGCAACGUGUUUUGUGCAAAGAAGUCCUUUGAGCUUGUCUUCCAGCAAGAGUGUGUUCUCACAGGACCUUUCCAUGGAUGUGUCGGCCAUCACUGAAGCUUCGCACUCGCUCUCCACCGCUGCGGCAUCAUCGGGAAUGCUUCUUGCCGAAACUGAAGCUUGGGUGCAACCUACCGCACUUUUGCUUGGUCCAUUUUUGAAUUUUCUUUCUUUUGCAAUGCUUUGCCGAGUGGUAGCGUCAUGGUACCCUGAAACCAAUUUGAAUAAAGUCCCAUGGAUUUUCGUAGCAUGGCCCACAGAACCACUUCUUCGGUUGGUCAAGGGCGUAGUUCCUCCUGCAUUCGGCGUUGAUAUCACUCCCGUAUUUUGGUUGGCUAUUUUCACAUUCUUGAACGAGAUUCUCUUGGGGCAACAGGGUUUGUUGGUCAUGAAGAUGAAAUAUGGCAUUUAG